AUGUCGACCGAUAGGUAUACUGUGGGUAGCCUCAUCCAACAAUUAGAAAACUACGAUGAAAGACAAACCCUUGAAUCUUUAUUGGAACGGGAAGAGUUCACAAGUCUCCUCCAUGGCAUUUACACAUCCCUUUCAGCCGAGUCGAAAAGCACCGCCCAAGAAAUGUUUCGCAAGACCAAUGUAACCAAAAAGAAAAGGACUAAAAGUACAGCAUUGGUAAUAAUUCUCGGGAUUCACAACAUUGCUCUACCCCCCAGCAUACAAACUCAAUAUCAAAUAUGGAAGGAGAAUCCAUCACAACUCUGGCGGGCCCUUGAUGGUCAAAAUUCCGAACAAUCAAUCGAGGUUGCUGCUAUUGAAGCAUACCUUGUAGCUCAACAUCUCCGUCUGCGACAGGUAUAUAAUGUCAUCCUUUGGAGGUUCUACGUGAGCUUCUUUUACCAACUUGCAUUGUUGUUAGGGCAUGGACAGAAGGUUAUGACGAAUAAUUUGCAUAACAUCCUCUACGAACGUCUCGUCAAAGCGAUCACACAAUCCAAGAAGAUCAAUGAUGACAUUACCGUCAUCAAAGCGAACUUACAACUCUGGGUAGCGGCCGGGGCUAGGUAUAAUAAAAUAUGCACGGCUCUCGACAAAGGCGCAUUGUUCUUGAUUCCACAGAUACCCGAUGAUGUGUAA
Molecule: messenger RNA, 678 nt
Organism: Sclerotinia sclerotiorum 1980 UF-70
Lineage: Eukaryota; Fungi; Ascomycota; Leotiomycetes; Helotiales; Sclerotiniaceae
Exons: 2
Coding region: 1-678 (225 amino acids)
Source: RefSeq, a predicted model, not a curated record